GACGCCCGCCAUUUGUGUUUGCUGUCAAACGAUGUAAUGUCGUGGAGUUGUGAAUAAAUUGCGAUUGUUGCGGCGUAAUUACAUAGGAUAUUUUAUUUUGUUAAGUUUUAUUUUAAUUUUCCAAUAUGUCGAAUGCAUCGCUUGAUAAAGAAACAUUUUAUCGGCGCAUGAAGAAGCUGUAUGCAGCAUGGAAGGCUGCUGCAGCUGAUUCAAAGAGCGAUGAUGCCUUGGCGAAAGUCGAUUGCCUGGUAUCCUGCGUCGGUGUUGACGAAGACACGCUUUACAGCAAGUCAACAGCUCUACAGACAUGGCUGUUUGGUUAUGAGCUGCCUGACACCAUAACAGUUCUCACAGAAAACAGUAUGUGUUUUCUCGCAAGCAAAAAGAAGAUUGAAUUUUUAAGACAAAUUGAAAAUGGAAAGGAGGAAACUGAACUGCCACCAGUGAAAUUACUUGUUAGAGAUAGAAACGACAAAGAUAAAGAAAACUUCAACAAAUUAGUACAAGAGAUAAAAAAAUCAAAAUCAGGCAAAACCCUCGGAGUUUUCGCCAAAGAUAAUUAUCCCGGUGAAUUCUGCGAAAGCUGGAAAGCUGUAAUGAAAGGUGAAAAAUUCGAAAAUGUAGAUGUAAGCUCAGCUAUUGCACACCUAAUGGCGCCGAAAGAGGAUUCCGAAAUAAUAACUGUAAAGAAAGCUUGUAUGGUCACAGUCGACGUCUUUACAAAGUAUUUGAAAGACCAGAUUAUGGAAAUUAUUGAUUCUGAUAAGAAAGUGAAACACUCAAAACUCGCAGAGGGCGUGGAAGCAGCAAUUACAGACAAGAAAUACGUGACAGGGGUAGACACAAGUCAAGUGGAUAUGUGCUAUCCUCCCAUUAUACAGUCCGGAGGAAAUUACAGUCUCAAAUUUAGUGCAGUGUCAGACAAGAACCAUUUACAUUUUGGAGCUAUUGUCUGUUCCCUGGGCGCCCGAUAUAAAUCAUACUGUUCAAACAUAGUUCGUACUCUACUCGUCAAUCCUACAGAUGAAAUUCAGAGCAAUUAUAAUUUCCUGUUAAAUAUUGAAGAAGAAGUUAUGAAGAAAUUGGUUGCCGGCGCUAAACUUUCCGCUGUCUAUGAAGCUGGUUUAGAAUUAGCGAAAAAAGAAAAGCCCGAUUUAGUUGAGAAUCUUACAAAGUCCUUUGGGUUUGCCAUGGGCAUAGAAUUUCGUGAAAGUUCAAUAAUUAUAGGACCCAAAACGAACACAGUGGCUAAGAAAGGAAUGGUGUUUAAUAUUAACAUUGGUUUGGCGAACUUGACCAAUAGCGCUUCAACAGAAAAGGAAGGCAAGACAUACGCACUUUUCAUUGGUGAUACAGUAUUAGUGAACGAAGAACAACCAGCAUCCCUUCUGACACAGUCAAAAAAGAAAAUCAAGAAUGUCGGUAUCUUCUUGAAGGACGACGAUGAGGAGGAAGAAGAAGAAAAGGAGAACAAGACUGAAAUACUUGGCAGAGGUAAAAGAACAGCCGUUAUCGAAUCAAAACUGCGCACGGAACAUUCUUCUGAAGAGAAACGUAAGGAACAUCAAAGGGAACUGGCCAUUACUCUAAAUGAAAAGGCUAAAGAGAGAUUAGCGAAACAGUCGAGCGGGAAAGAAGGGGAAAAAUUGAGGAAAAGCACUAUCUCCUACAAGAGUACCAGCCAGAUGCCGCGGGAGAAUGAAGUAAAGGAACUCAAGUUGUAUGUUGAUCGCAAAUAUGAAACAGUGAUAUUGCCAAUAUUCGGCGUGCCUGUACCAUUCCAUAUAUCGACGAUAAAGAACAUCUCACAGUCUGUGGAGGGCGACUACACUUACCUUAGGAUAAACUUCUUCCAUCCUGGAGCCACCAUGGGUAGGAACGAGGGUGGAAACUACUCACAACCUGAUGCUACAUUUGUUAAAGAAGUAACAUACAGAAGUACAAACACAAAGGAACCAGGCGAGAUAUCCCCUCCCUCCUCCAACCUUAAUACUGGCUUUAGACUUAUUAAAGAAGUACAGAAAAAGUUCAAAACAAGGGAAGCUGAAGAGAGAGAAAAGGAGGACUUGGUUAAACAAGACACACUGGUUCUUUCGCAGAGUAAAGGCAAUCCGAAACUUAAAGAUCUGUACAUAAGACCUAAUAUCGUAACAAAGAGAAUGAGUGGCUCCCUAGAAGCACAUACAAAUGGAUUCAGGUUCACAUCAGUGAGAGGAGACAAAGUGGACAUUUUGUAUAAUAAUAUUAAGAACGCAUUCUUCCAGCCUUGUGAUGGAGAGAUGAUUAUACUGUUACAUUUCCAUUUGAAACAUGCUAUUAUGUUUGGUAAAAAGAAACAUGUAGACGUGCAAUUCUACACGGAGGUGGGUGAGAUCACGACUGACUUGGGCAAGCACCAACACAUGCACGACCGAGACGACUUAGCGGCCGAGCAGAGUGAAAGAGAACUCAGGCACAAACUCAAGGUUGCUUUCAAGAGCUUCUGCGAGAGAGUCGAGAAUAUGACAAAGCAGGAGGUCGAGUUUGAUACACCUUUCAGAGAAUUAGGUUUCCCUGGUGCCCCAUUCCGAAGCACAGUCCUUCUUCAACCCACAUCCGGAGCACUCGUCAACUUGACGGAGUGGCCACCAUUUGUCAUAGCUUUAGAAGAUGUCGAACUGGUACACUUCGAGAGAGUGCAGUUCCACCUCAAGAACUUCGAUAUGGUAUUCGUUUUUAAGGACUACGCCAAGAAAGUUGCCAUGGUUAACGCUGUGCCUAUGAACAUGCUGGAUCAUGUAAAGGAAUGGCUUAACUCCUGUGACAUCCGCUACUCGGAAGGUAUUCAGUCACUGAACUGGACGAAGGUCAUGAAAACUAUUACCGACGACAUCGAAGGAUUCUUUGAUAACGGUGGCUGGUCAUUCUUGGACCCGGAGUCAGAUGAAGAGAACGCCGAAAAUGAUGAAUCGUCAGAGGAAGAAGACGACGCGUACGAGCCUACAGAUGCGGAGACAGAAGAGGACUCGGACGAUGGCUCUGAGUACGAUUCUGAAGCUUCCGACGAAUCUGAUGCAUCUGGCGACAGUGAUGGUGAAGAAGAUGAAGAAUCCGGAAAGGACUGGUCUGAUCUUGAACGUGAAGCUGCCGAGGAGGACAAGAAAGAGCGAGGGUAUGAUCGAAACGAAACUUCCGAGUUUGAUCGCAAGCGCAAGGGCGGCCGUGGCGGCAGUCGGUACGAGGACGAGGGCCACAGCAAGAAGGGCAAACAUGACAAGUCGUCGAGCAAUCACAAGAGCUCGUCCAAUCAUAAAAGCUCCAGCUCCAACCACAAAAGUUCAAACCAUAAGAGUCCGUCAAAACAUAAUAGCAGCAGUCCAUCAAAGAACCGCGACAAGCACCACAAGUCGUCCCACCACGAGCGCGACCGCGGCAAGAGCGACAGCAAGUCGCACAGCAAGUCGAGCGACAAGAAGCACUCCAGCGACAAGUCGCACAAACGUUCGCGCGACGACAGCCGGGAACAUGACCGUACUCCUAAGAAAGCUAAGAAAUAAUGCGGCGAAGAGAUUGAGUUAUGAUGUCGUAAGGAACAAACACGGGUUUCAUUUGUCGCUCACGGCUCGUUACAUUUGUUACUGUGUUCUCACACCCAAUGUCCGUCUGCGCGUUGUUCAAAUCAGGUCUGAAUGUUUGUAUGUAUGUAGUUUAUUUCUGAUUCCAAUGAAAACUGAAACUGUAAUUUAAAUUAUACCACAAA
Spodoptera exigua (beet armyworm) is the source of this 3739-nucleotide messenger RNA. The record is from the annotation of a GenBank genome assembly. NCBI's taxonomy places the organism in Eukaryota, Metazoa, Arthropoda, Insecta, Lepidoptera, Noctuidae.